This is a messenger RNA of Salmo salar (Atlantic salmon), 986 nucleotides long. The record is from RefSeq and is a predicted model, not a curated record. Lineage: Eukaryota; Metazoa; Chordata; Actinopteri; Salmoniformes; Salmonidae.
UUAAAGGCUUUUAUGAAGCAGACAUUUUCUGUUUGUAUUUGAUUUAGAUCAGAGGUGUCUGCUAAAUCCAUAUUGGCUAAUUGUUUUAUUGUCGCGCCUCCAUCUAAAAUCAAUAAGUCUCAGAGGAGCUGCAUUUGUGACUAAAUGGCUGAACAAAGAGACGAAGACAAAGCGUACAGUGUUUCUAAGUGGUUUAUGACACUGCAUUCUAUCAUCGCCAGGCAGCCGGUGGGGAAAGAGGUUGGUGGUCCACACCCCCCACGUCCCUGACAGGCCACCUGUCACUCAACCCAGGAAGCAGAGUGACGAGCUGAGAGGGCGAGCUCCUUAUAAGAGCCCCACAGAACCCUCAUCAACAGAACCAGGCCGCUCCAUAUCAACAGAUCUAGAUCCAGCACACCCCGGUCCAGCUUAGCUCAGCUAGUUUCACCGUGUCUCGUCCCUGCAAACCCAACCCAGCUCUGUUGGACAUGAAGUUCUCCCAAAUCCACUGUGCACUGGCCCUGCUGGGUCUGGCCCUGGCCAUUUGCAGCCAAGGAGCUGCCUCGCAGCCCGACCUGGACCUCCGCAGCCGCAGACUCCUUCAGAGGGCCCGUGCCGCUAGCAUUGCCACACAGGAGUGGAGUAAGCGAGUGAUGGAGGACGUUCUAUCCGAACUGUCCUUGCCUGAGGUGGAGGCCCAGAAAAGUGUGGGGUCCACGGCUGAGGCCAAAGAGGACCUGGAGCGUUCAGUGGACAACUCCAACAACCUGCCCCCCCGCGAACGCAAAGCUGGCUGCAAGAACUUCUACUGGAAGGGCUUCACUUCUUGCUGACGGAAGAAAAGCCUGACCACCUUAUGACACGAUGCUGCCAAUCACAUCACACCGCCAACCUGCAUCUGACUAAUGCAGCCAAUCAACAGUUAGCUGUGCCUGAUGACAAUUCCUGAAAUCAACAGAAUGAUGUACCUGCCAAAUUUAUGAAAUAAAGAGAAAAUAAUUUUA